CUCUGUCCAGGCACACGGCACUGCACUGCCCCAGCAGCAUGGACUAAUGCAAGCACAGGAGAGAAGCACCACUGUGUGAGCCCAAAGGUCUCCUUAUUGGCAGCGCAGGUCGCCAUGGGAUGCAAUCCCAAGGCAGUUGCUGUUGGGUGUCUCCUGGCAGUCAUUGUUGUUUCUGGCAUCAUUGCUCUCAUCCUGGUGGUUGUGGGUGUGAAGGAUGUUUAUCUGCCUCCAGGCACCAAGUAUGGGAUGGUGUUUGACGCCGGUUCCUCGCACACGGCUCUCUACAUCUACCAAUGGCCAGCGAAUAAGGAGAAUGGCACUGGCAUCGUCAGCCAGGCUGAGGCCUGCACCGUGCCAGGACCUGGGAUCUCCAGUUAUGCUGAAAACCCUGCUAAUGCUGGAGCCAGCCUGAGGGCCUGUCUGGACAAGGCCAUGACGAUCAUCCCUGCAGAGCAACAGAGAGAAACGCCCACCUACCUUGGCGCUACUGCGGGCAUGCGGCUGCUGAGGGAGCAGAACAGCACAAAAGCCGACCUGGUCUUUGCAGAGGUCUCCAAGACCAUCCGGCAGUACCCUGUAGAUUUCCGUGGCGCUCGGAUCCUCACUGGGAAUGAGGAAGGAUCCUUUGGCUGGAUCACAAUCAACUACCUGCUGGAGACGCUCAUCAAGUUCUCCUUUGCAGGGAAAUGGAUACGGCCUCAGGCAGCUGAGGUUCUGGGAGCUCUGGAUCUUGGAGGAGCCUCAACCCAAAUAACCUUCCAGCCCAGUGGUACCAUUGAGGACAACAGCACUGAAGUCUUCUUCCGGCUGUAUGGGACCAACUACUCCAUUUAUACCCACAGCUACCUCUGCUAUGGGCGAGACCAGGCCUUGAAGAUGCUGCUGGUAGCCCUAAGGAAGGAGAACCUCACCUCUCAGCAGAUCUCCCACCCGUGCUACCCUAGGGGAUAUGAGGAGAACGUCACUGCCGCUGCCCUGUAUGACAGUCCCUGCGUCCCGGCACCAGCUGCACACGACCCCAGCCAGAUCCUCACGGUGCAGGGGACAGGAGCCCCAGCGGAGUGCAGGAAUGCCGUCCAGAAACUCUUCAACUUCACAGCCUGUGGGGCCAACAGGACGUGCGGGUUCAACGGGGUCUACCAGCCACCGGAGCAUGGGCAGUUCUUCGCCUUUUCUGGAUUUUACUACACAUUCUAUUUUCUGAACCUGACUAACGGACAGCCCCUGAGUGCCAUCAAUGCCACCAUCUGGGGCUUCUGCACUAAAGGCUGGAAGGAGCUGCAGGCCAGCUUCCCACAGGAGGAGAGUCACAGGCGCCUACACAAUUACUGCCCCUCGGCCUUUUACAUCCUGACACUGCUACACGAGGGCUACAAAUUUGACGAGCAAAUGUGGAGCAACAUCCAUUUCCGCCAGAAGGCUGCGAAUACAGACAUCGGCUGGACCUUGGGCUACAUGCUGAACCUCACCAACAUGAUCCCGGCGGAAGCCCCCGAACAAGUGAAAGGGCAGCAGCACGGGCUCUGGGCAGCCGCCAUCUUCUUUAUUGUCCUGACCGCUGCAGUGGCACUGAUGGCCAUUCUCGUCCUGUGCCUCUGGAAUCCCACUUAGCAGCCCGAGUAAUGCACGGAGAGCCCCUCUCACCAACCCAGGGAAGGGGAAGUGGCACAAAUGAUGGCAAGUGUUGGGAGGCCUUCAAGGCACUCGCCAUCUCUUCAGGAUACCUGCCUGGUUCCUCUCAGUGAACACCUCCCUCCAAAGAAGGCCAAGGGGGGAUCUGAUCAGCGUUUAGAACUAUCUCCCGGGGGAAGAGCUCUGAUCAGAGCAGACAAAGGAUGACUGAGAGCCAGUGGCUGGAAGUUGAACUAGACCAAUUUGGACUAGAAAUAAGGCAUUUUUUUAAAAUAGGGAGAGUAACUAAUCACUGCCUAAAUAUAUGGGGGAGUUUCCCAUCACGUGA
Molecule: messenger RNA, 1960 nt
Organism: Malaclemys terrapin pileata
Lineage: Eukaryota; Metazoa; Chordata; Testudines; Emydidae
Gene: ENTPD8
Product: ectonucleoside triphosphate diphosphohydrolase 8
Exons: 10
Coding region: 115-1611 (498 amino acids)
Biological process (GO): nucleoside diphosphate catabolic process
Cellular component (GO): plasma membrane
Molecular function (GO): UDP phosphatase activity; GDP phosphatase activity
Source: RefSeq, a predicted model, not a curated record